Morone saxatilis (striped sea-bass) is the source of this 634-nucleotide messenger RNA. RefSeq names its product hemagglutinin/amebocyte aggregation factor-like. The transcript is spliced from 5 exons. Lineage: Eukaryota; Metazoa; Chordata; Actinopteri; Moronidae. The record is from RefSeq and is a predicted model, not a curated record. Bases 86 to 634 code for a protein of 182 amino acids.
ACGUGUGAACACGCCUACAUAAUAAGGUGUGGUGUCACCAUUUCCUCAUCACAAGUGUAAGUCUGCUCACAGGUUACCAGACACAAUGUGGACCUUCAUCGUGGUUUUAGUUAUUCUGACAGCUGAACACAGAGCACAGGACCAUGACGAUGCUCUUGGAGACACUUUGUUGCGUCUUUGUCCAGGAAGGCAUGUUGUGUCUCAGAUUAAAAGCUCCCACAGUCCCACUCACAAUGAUCGUCAAUGGAAGAUUGAAUGCAAGGCUUUGGACUCUAUCAAACAUUGCUCCUGGUCAGGUAUCAUCAAUGCUUAUGACCAAGAAUUCAUCUUCGAUUGCCCAAAAAAUCAUGUGGUUGCUGGCAUCUGGAGCGAGUACGUGAGCUACAGAAGAUGGAGUUUCUUUUGCUGCUCUGCUGAAAAACUGAUCACAUCUGAAUGCCAGGAAACUCCAAUGGUCAACUACUGGAAUGAAGACUUCCACUGGUACGUCCCUGAUGGCAACUUCCUAACAGGCAUCUCUUCCCAUAACAAGAACAACAAUGGGGAUUAUCGCUGGCGAUUCAAAUACUGCAGAGGAACAACACAAGGUGACUGGUCUUAUUACACUUUACUGCCUAUGGCUGCCAGAGAUUAA